Paramuricea clavata is the source of this 723-nucleotide messenger RNA. The record is from the annotation of a GenBank genome assembly. Lineage: Eukaryota; Metazoa; Cnidaria; Anthozoa; Malacalcyonacea; Plexauridae.
AUGCAAGCUCCUAGAGGUAGCCAACUAAAAAUUAAUGGAAACAUUGUUAAUGUUCCAGCAGAUGUUGUUAAUACCGUUAACAUGUUGCCAAGGUUUCCAAAUGAUACCAGCACAAUUAAAGUUAACCUUAAGAGAAGAUUGCAAUACAAAAGUUCAGCUAAAUCACUAAAUGUCAGACCAAAUAAAGUAGCAGAAGCUGCCAAAUGGCUUGUAAAUAAUGGUAACCUUUAUAAUGAUGAAGGUAUAACUUUCAAUGACACUUGGCUUGAAGAUAAUUCAAAUACUCAAAUGCUAUUUGAUGAUAGUGACAAUGAUCAAACCUCAGAGGGUUCAGAAAAUGUUGUGGACUGUAAUGCAGAAAGCUUGAACUGUGACACAGAAUGUAAAACCCAGCAAUCAUCAGCAUGUGAUGAUGAUGAACACUGGAGUGAAGACGAGGCAGAAAUACCUGCUGGAAUCACUGACACUAUGUUAACAUCUCCAGAUUUUGUCACUGAUCAUGAACGUCAGCAUAUUUUAAAUGUUGCACCUGGUGAGGGCAAUAAGCCUAUGAGUAUAUUUAGAGAUAAAUACUCAGAGGAAUUAGCAUAUCCUGGUAUAUUUCUUGGACAGAAGCGACCAGACAAUACAAAUAGACUAACCAAAGUCCAUUAUAGUGAAAUUUGUAAAUCUGAAUUAAGGAGGUCUGACCGAAGGGCUGCAAUGUGUGGGGAAAAUAGGUAG